Molecule: messenger RNA, 3402 nt
Organism: Temnothorax curvispinosus
Lineage: Eukaryota; Metazoa; Arthropoda; Insecta; Hymenoptera; Formicidae
Gene: fax
Product: failed axon connections
Exons: 3
Coding region: 41-874 (277 amino acids)
Cellular component (GO): cytoplasm
Source: RefSeq, a predicted model, not a curated record
CUGAGUCUUAUUCGGUUGUUUCCAGAAUGUUGACCACAAGAUGAAAUUCCGCUCCAAGAAGGGCCAGCUGCCGUUCGUCGAGCUGAACGGCGAGGAGAUCGCGGACAGCACCAUCAUCCUGCGGGAACUAAGCCAGAAAUUCGGCAAGGACCUGGACGCCGGUCUCACGUCCGAGCAGCGAGGCGUCUCCCACGCCAUGAUAUCGAUGAUCGAGAACCACCUCGUCUGGGUUGUCGCGUGCUGGCGCACGAAGAACCUGGAUCAGGUGCUGAAGGGCUACAAGGUCAAUCUGCAGCUCGCCCUGGGAUCGCGUAUCCCGAACGCCAUUCUGAACUUCUUCUUCAAGCUCACGUUCGGACGCAAGUUGGAUUGGUUGCAGGGCGCGAGGAAAGUGAAGGCUCAGGGAAUGGGUGUGCACAGUCCGGAGGAAGUGUCCCAAUUCGGCUGUACUGAUCUCAAGGUGCUCUCGGACACGCUCGCCGACAAGCCCUUCUUCUUCGGGGACGAGCCGACUACCAUGGACGUGGUAGCAUUCGCGCAUCUCGCUCAAAUCCUGUACAUCGACAAAGACACGCCGUACAGCCUGCGAGACUACAUGGUCGAGAACUGUCCCAACUUGGUCGGGCAUUGCUCGCGCGUUAAAGAACGAUGUUUCCCGGAUUGGGACGAGAUCUGCUCCAGCCUGGACAUGAAUACGCAUCUGCCGAAGCCCGAGAAGCAGGAGGAGAAGGAGGGCAAGGAGGAGGCGAAGGAGUCCAAAGAGUCCAAGGAGGAGAAAGAGGGCGACAAGGAGAAGGCGGACAAGGAGGAGAAGGAAGUCGAGAAGGACAAGGAAGUUGACGAGAACAAAGAAAAAGAGAAGGACGGCAAAUAAGCGGUCUCUCGUUGUAAAGGGAAGUAAUAAGUCGUUUCAAGGAUUUAAAGAGGCGAAGAGUCGCGAAGGUGUAUUGGCAAAUGAAUAAAGAUAGAGAUAAAGAGAGAGAGGGAUAGUUGGCGGUAAAAGUGUGUGUGUGUGUGCGUGCGUGCGUGCGUGAGCGUGGUUGCGUGAAUGCGAACGACGACGGAGACGAGGACGAUGUAGAAAGCACGUACAGAACGAUGACGAGGGAAGGGAGUUGCCGGAAGUGAGAGAUUGUGUGCUGGAGAGAAAGGGGGAGAGAAAGAACGAAAGGGAGAGAGAGAAAGGCAGAGAGAGUGUGUACGUGUGUACGUGUGCGUAAGAGAGAAAGCAAAAAAGAAAGAGAUGAGGUUUGGGACUAGAGCUCUCUACUUAUACGUAUAGAUAUUAAUAGACUCAUGUAUAAUGUUAAUACUUCGUUUAUAUACGUUCAAUGCGCAUCACGCGUUACUUCACAUUGACACACUCGAAAACACACACGACCGGAACGACUAUUCUCUAACCCACACACGCCCUUUCUCUGCUCUGCUAAGGACAAACGAAAGAAAAAAAAAAACAAAAAAACGGGGCUAUCUCAUAAGUCAUUAGAAACGUAGGAUUGCAAUAUACGAACUGCAAUAGUCUGACGCAGCUGGGGUCUUUGUCGACAGUGGCCAAAUGCAAUAUAGCGUUAACGCUAUAAGAUAGAAGUAGUUACGGGAGGAGAGGAAGAGAAGAAGAAGCGAGGGGGUAGAGUCGCGCGAACGGGCAUACCGAUCCCCGCCUUCUAAGGCGUCUCCUACUUCGCUUCUCUCAAAUGAUCCUUGCUGUGCAUAAGUUACCUUGCGUCCUGCGCGCAACGUAACGCAAUCUUCUUUUUAAUUUAGUUCACGUUAAUUUCCCUUUUUUUAAUACGUUCACACGUGUAUCGCGCGUUUUUACUUUCGCUUUCGUAUCGUGUUAAAUGACGUUUCUAAAAGAUUUUGUAUGACGAGAGAUUUUUUACGACGUAUAUCAUUGAGAGAGAGAUUGUCUAUCGAAACCAUCUGAGGAAGCACCGUUGCGUCCCAUAGCCGGUUCAUCGACGCGAUCCGAGAUUUUUUUAUUACGAUAACACUAAUGAUAACGCUAAUGUUAACGUAACAAUAAUAUUAAUAAGAGAAUGUGACAACAAUAAUAAUAUUAAUACUAACCGUAUAAUAAUGAUAGGAGGAAGGUAAUCCGAUGUCCAUCCGCGAAAACGUAAUGUUGGGUCAUCGAUUGACUGAAUUACUUCUCUCUCUCUCUCUCUCUCUUUCUCUCGUGUUCUUUCAACAAUCGAAUCGAGAGUCGAGUCACGCCAAUUGACCAGCUUAGCAACGGACGUCCUCAGACAGCCUAAUGUAGAAUGCAAAUGGAGUUGAGCAGGCCGUACGGAAAAGUGGUUCGAUCCGCUCUUCCGCCUGGCCGUAAAUCCCCGUUUGCAUUUCAGCAUCAUCUCGAAGCGCGUGCAAUCAAAUUUUACUUUUAACGACGACACUCAUUCCUAUAUUUCGUACGGACUAUACGAUUUGCAGCCUUUUACGAUCACUUUUUAGACAAAUGGGUAAGGAACCGCGAUAAGCGAGAUGGACGGCACAUAUUAUUACCUAUUAUUUGUAUAUUAUAGUAUAUAUGUAGACGCGCGCGCGAAUGCAGUCGGACUUAGAUACGCGAUGAAGAUGCCAUUCGUGUAUAGCAGAGUCGUAAUAUUUCGUCCCCUUAUCCACCCAUUCCUUGCUCCCUCCAAGCUCUUGCGUUUUUUUCCCCUCUUUUUAUACCCUCUUUCUUUCUUUCUUUUAGCGAAGAGGCACAGGUAAUGUUUUGAUCUCUUUUCCCUUGGUACUCAAAACGCUGUGCUGCCCACACGUAUUUUAUUGAUAUACGAUUUUUCGGACGUGUUAAGGAAAAAAAAAUUACCUUGCGUAAUACAAAGUGUCUUUCACGCAUCGAAAAUCGACAAUUUGAUGUAUAACGGGAAUUGAAGUUUUUUCUACGAACUGCGUAGCGGCUGCGUAGUUUUUCUACGGCAGCUGAACAUAUUCCACGAGAAGACACGAGAUAUAUUACAUUUAAGUAGCUUACUAUAUUAUUGAUAACGAUUAUAAAUAUAUAUAUAUACAUACAUCUAUGUAUAUAUAUAUAUAUAUAUAUAUGAUCACGUAAAGAAAAAAUGAUGAAAAAAAGAUUAGUGGAUGAUGCUGUUUAUACUUAGGACGGCGCAUAUGUUUUCACCUGUGGUUACAUAUUAUUAUGGAUUAUUACGUGCGAGUAAAUAAUAUAAAUUAGAGAAUGGAAGAAACAUUUGGACAAGAGAGACCAUAACGUUGCAAGCACAGUAGGUAGGCCCACUCAAUACAGUAAGAUUAUUAUAAGAGGAAUAUUAAUAAUUAUUAUAAUAUGACUGCUCGUUUUAUGCUCGGCGCUAUACAUUUCAUUGUCAUUAUUAUAUCACCAUUUAUUAACGAUAUACAUACGAACAAAUAAAAUGUGUUUAUAAAUAUGAA